UUGUAUUGUCUGCAUCAUUCAUCCUUCUUUAUAUUCGUUUAGCUGAUUCUCCAAAAUAUCGAAUAUGACCUUCCCACCCACCCCGACCGGCGAGACCAGCUCCCACGCCGGCAACUGCCACUGCGGCACGGUGCAGUUCCAUUUCAUCCUAUCGCCGCCACUACCCGAGUACCCGACUGCCAGCUGCAACUGCUCCAUCUGCUCGAAGAACGGGUAUCUACUCGUGUACCCGUUCCAGAAGGACUUCGUCAUCGACAAAGGAGCGGAGGUGCUCAAGAAGUAUCGCUUUGGCGACCGCAAGGCGACGCACCAGUUCUGCAGCGACUGCGGCAGUAGUUGCUUCAUCUGGCCGCCUCCCAUGGAAGGUGAACCGAUCACGGCCAUUAAUGUGCGGCUCCUAAAAGACUUUGAUACGGAGAUACUGAAGAUCAACAAGGUUGAUGGGAGGUCAUUCCCGCCGGAGUACAAGGCAUAACUCCGCAGAUCUAUGUGUUGCGUUGUAGGGACAUUCAACCCUAAUGUAUACUAUCUAUCUCAUCCUGCAUAUAAUACACUCCCUUCUGCUCAC
Messenger RNA from Aspergillus uvarum CBS 121591, 568 nucleotides. RefSeq names its product GFA family protein. The record is from RefSeq and is a predicted model, not a curated record. The coding region runs from base 65 to 475 and encodes 136 amino acids. The transcript is spliced from 2 exons. Gene Ontology annotation, molecular function: carbon-sulfur lyase activity. Lineage: Eukaryota; Fungi; Ascomycota; Eurotiomycetes; Eurotiales; Aspergillaceae.